UUAAAAAAAAAAAACUAAAUUUUUUUAAUAAAACAAAAAACCAAUAACAGUUAAAUAAAGUAUCUGUGUAAUAAAUGUCAAGAAGUUCAGCUUGCAGCCUAGUGGUUGUUUUACCUCCCAUCAUAUACGAGAUGUGGGUUCAAAUCCCAUUACAAUUUUUUUCGUUUUUUGGCUUUAUAACCUCAUUUCGAAUUCUCGACAUUUAGAAAAUUAGAAGUCAGAACAUUUCUCUCAUAACAUUUCCCCCAAAUUGUAAAACCCUAAGUCCCUAACUCCCCUAAAUCGGAAUCCCCAGCCGGCGCCGCCGUUCACCGCCCCGGUUUUUAGCUCCAUCCGUGGCACCGUGUUGUCGCUGAUCAAGUAUAACUCGUAUAAGGUCCGUCCGUCAGUCCGUGGUUCAUAGUUUGUGGAAAUUCGGGGUUUUUUGAGCCGCCGCCGACGUUCACCGCCCCGGUUUUUAGCUCCGUCCGUGGCUCCGUGUUGCCGCCGAUUAGGUGUUUAGGUAUAAGGUCCGUCCGUCAGUCCGUGGCUCAUAUUUUGUGGAAAUUCGCGGUUUUUUGAGUGGGUCAUGGCUUUUAAAGGCCUCCAUUCCUAUUUCCUACCUCUCUGAGUUAUUUCAUUGAAGUGCACUCAACGUUCUCCAUUGAAGCGUUCUCCGUUGAAUCUAAUUCUUGUAUCCCCCAUCGAAGCAGCUUCUAAGAGUUCAAGGAAGAAGAAAGAAUGGUGGCGAAGCUCAACGAUGAACCAAACAGGGAAGCACAGGUGAAAGUAGAAGGGGAAGAAGAAGAGGAGGAAGAGGAGGGUUGGUCUUCAGAUUCUGAUAUUGGGGAGGCUUUGGAUUGGUUGGAUUUAAAGGACAUCGAUGAGGGCGGUUAUGAAGGUGGAUCAAUCACUCUUAAUGCUCGACGGCCUAAUGCUCAUGGAGGGACAUUGUCUAGGCUAAGCUCUUCAACACUUCAGCCUCUCUCGAAUCGUACCCAGAAGUUUACUCAUCACAUCCGACCUUCUCCACUAGAGGAAUGGGAGGGCAGGACAAAUGUUGGGAUGUCCAACUCAGUCACUACUGCAAUUCGUGAGAGUGUACGGGGGAUGGCUAUUGGUAAAACAAAGAACACGGAGAAAGCAGAUCGUGCAACUGUUGAACAGGCUAUUGACCCCAGGACUCGGAUGGUUCUCUUCAAGAUGUUGAAUCGUGGGGUUUUUAAUGAUAUAAAUGGCUGUAUAUCAACUGGGAAGGAGGCUAAUGUUUACCAUGCAACAAAAUCUGAUGGUGAUGAAUUAGCUGUUAAAGUUUACAAAACUUCAGUUUUGGUGUUUAAGGAUAGAGAUAGAUAUGUACAAGGUGACUAUCGUUUCAGAUAUGGGUAUUGCAAGCACAAUCCUCGGAAAAUGGUCAAGACAUGGGCAGAGAAAGAAAUGAGGAAUCUUAUAAGGCUGAAAGCAGCAGGAUUACGCUGUCCUACACCUAUUCUUUUGAGACUCCAUGUUUUAGUCAUGGAAUUCAUAGGCAAGGCAGGUUGGGCAGCACCUCGACUCAAAGACGCAUCUUUAUCUCUUGACAAGUUGCGAGAAAGUUAUGUGGAGAUUAUUACAGCAAUGCGGACUCUGUAUCAGAAGUGUAAACUGGUACACGGGGAUCUCAGCGAGUAUAAUAUACUAUAUUAUGAGGGUCACUUGUAUAUUAUUGAUGUCUCGCAAUCUGUUGACCUUGAUCAUCCUCAUGCACUUGAUUUCUUACGUGAAGAUUGUCUUCAUGUUUCUGAUUUCUUUAGGAAAAAUGGUGUGGCUGUGAUGAAUAUCCGAGAACUUUUUGAUUUCAUUGUGGAUCCAACCAUUGCUGAUGAAGCCGUUGAUACUUAUUUGGAAGAGGCACAACAAAAGAUUUUAGCUAGAGGGGAUGUGAUGUCUGCUGAGGAGCAAAUUGCAGACUCUGUAUUUGUUCAGUCAUUCAUCCCAAAAACAUUAGAACAAGUCAAAGAUGCUGAGGAAGAUGCAUUUCGAUUAACUAGUGGGAAGGAUACAGGUGAUAUGUACUACAAAACCAUCACUGGACUCAAGUCGGCACUUAGUGCAACUGCACAGAAAGACCAAAAGAAUGGGAAUCAAGUAGCAGCUACUCAUUCUGAUUUGAGUGUCAGUGAAUCAGAUUCUGAAGAUGAAAGCGAAGAUGAGGGUGGAAGUUCUGGUGAAUUGGAAGGGAAGGAAAGCAAGCUGUCCCCGGAAGAUAUAAAGGCUUCCAGGAAGGAGAACAAGAAGAAAGUUAAAGAGGAGAAGAGAGAAGCUAGGAAGAACAAAACCCCGAAAGCCGUUAAGAAGAGAAAAAAGAAGCUUUCCAAAGCUCACAAAACAAGGUAGUUUAUUCUAGAUACAUGAACAUAGAAGCAAGUUUUGUAGAAUUAGUCGCUCUGAAGGAAAAAGAACCAACCCUGAGAUGAAAUAAACCAUUAUUAAUUUUCAUUUUUGGUAAUAUAUUUGAGCUGAAAUUUGUGUUUGUUUAAUAUA
Molecule: messenger RNA, 2502 nt
Organism: Chenopodium quinoa (quinoa)
Lineage: Eukaryota; Viridiplantae; Streptophyta; Magnoliopsida; Caryophyllales; Amaranthaceae
Product: serine/threonine-protein kinase rio1-like
Exons: 15
Coding region: 721-2355 (544 amino acids)
Biological process (GO): protein phosphorylation
Molecular function (GO): ATP binding; protein serine/threonine kinase activity
Source: RefSeq, a predicted model, not a curated record